GCUCAUCAGAAAUCGCGACGGGUUCUAAAAAAGAGAGCGCAAAAGAAAAAUUUCCGAGAGUCACAAUUGUCUAGCCCUUAUGAACAAAAAGCCGGUCUUCAUGAAAAAGAUGACCGUAAUGAAGAAAAUGUCCAUGAAGAUGGUCAUGAAGAAAAAUAGGGCGACCCUUUUCCGCGAGAACUUCAAGGAAUUGCCCUUGACGGAACGGAAGCAGCUGAAGUACAAAGCCCGGCUUCUGUUGGAGAAAAAGGAGCGGAAGGCGGAGGAGGAGGCGAAGAAGAAAAAUUCGGGCGCAGCCCAAACUUAUCCCGGGCCCGCCCGUGAGAGGGCGGCGGGCUUCCGUGCUGGCGCGCCAGGAAGGGCGCAUGCCCGUGGCCCGCGUUGCGAGCCAUAUGGGCCGGCCAUGUGCCACCGCCCGGGACAUUCGUCAGGCGCUGCGUGGUGCGCCGGGCGGCAACCAAAUCGCGCACGGCUUGCGCCCCUCUUUUCCCGGCACCCCCCCCAGCCCGCCGCGCUGUUAGCGGGCGCGCCUGCCGGCUUGGGGUUCUUCCUGCUGUACCAGCACCCCCGCGGCGUGCGCGGGUUGCCCGCGUGCUUUCCGCCGGGGCCGGGAUGUCGCCCUUUGUUACGAAUCUAUUCGGGGCGCUGGCGCCUCGCCCCGAUGCGGGCUGACUGCGUGCCGGGGGGUCUUGCUGCCUUUAUGUCGUGUUUAAUUGCUGGUCCUCUCGCCGUAUGA
This is a messenger RNA of Amoebophrya sp. A120, 736 nucleotides long. Lineage: Eukaryota; Dinophyceae; Syndiniales; Amoebophryaceae. The record is from the annotation of a GenBank genome assembly.